AAGCCUGUCCUACGGAACUCGGGUACACAAACGUGAGUGAUUUCUGCUUCAAGAUGUAUUACAACAUCAAACAGACCCGGAGUGACGCCGCGACCAUGUGUGCCGCGCAGGGAUCGAGACUGGUCAAACUGGACACUUUGUGGAAGAACGAAGCCAUCAUGAAUAGAGCCAGAGAGAUUAAAGAUGAAGGUAUUGCUACCGGAUAUGACAGUCCCAUCAAAGACUUCAGUGUGGCGGGAAAGAAGGGGGAGGGGGAGGAGGAGGCUAGUGAGCUCCUUAACAACCAACCAUUUACAAUCGGAGCUGCCGACAAGUCUGGCGACCUCGUGUUUGUGUGGGACGAUGGGACGGAGGUAGACGACAACGCCACCUAUUGGCGGAAAGGCGACCCUUCUAAUGUGGCGAGGAAUGGAUCGAGCAACUGCCUAACCAUUUUACCUCUGGUGGAUCUGACCAGCGGAAUCUGGCGUGUUGUAGACUGCUUGCAUUAUAGGCGAUUUAUAUGUGAAUACGCUGGCUGUGGUGAUCCUCCAGCGAUACCACAUUCGCAGACGACUUCCGGUAGAGGGCUUCCUUUAGAAAACCGAACCUACACCUGCGACCCUGGUUACGUUCCAUCUGGAAAUAGCAAUGUCACCUGUCUGAGUGUAGGCUAUUGGAACCAAGUCAACUUCAGUUGCAAUCUAGUACUGUGCGGAGAGCCUCCUGUUGUGUUGAACGCCGACAAGGAAGCAGGAGCUGGCUCUGUGGGAAGUACGAGGGAAUACGUCUGUCGUAAAGGUUUCUGUCAGAUCGGCAACGUCAGUGUCACGACCUGCACCACAGACGGGGGCUGGAGCGAGGUCGACAUCACCUGCACAGAUGUGUGCAAAAGUUCGUCGAAUCUCAUCAGCGGAUCCCGAAACCUUGUGUUGAGGUGUCUAACACUGUUGAUGGUGUUUUCUUGGAUUCGUCUCGAAUAGUAACGAGUGUUUUUCCUAAGAAUACUUGCAAACAUUUGCCGAAUUAAAAAAUAUAUAUAUUUCUGGAUAAUCCCGCCAUAGUACUCCAGUACAAUGACACUUUCCCA
Molecule: messenger RNA, 1069 nt
Organism: Gigantopelta aegis
Lineage: Eukaryota; Metazoa; Mollusca; Gastropoda; Neomphalida; Peltospiridae
Product: E-selectin-like
Exons: 6
Source: RefSeq, a predicted model, not a curated record